AUAAGGUACGUGUUAAGUGAAUAAAUUGCAUUAAUCAUGUCUGUAAGAGGUUUUAUAUUUUGUUGUUUGCUUGCUAUUAGCAUAGCACAAGAUGAAACUAAUAAUAAACUUUUCCCCAAAGAUUUUAUGUUUGGUGCAGCCACAGCCUCUUAUCAAGUAGAAGGUGCAUGGGAUGAAGAUGGCAAAGGUGAAAAUAUUUGGGAUCACCAUAUACACUCAAGCCCUGAAUUAAUUGCUAAUAAUGACACUGGUGAUGUAGCUUGUGAUUCCUAUCACAAGUACAAAGAAGACGUGGCUAUGUUGAAAGAAUUAGGCGUUGAUUUUUAUCGAUUCUCACUAUCCUGGUCAAGAAUACUUCCUACAGGAUUUGUGAACAAAGUUAACCUUCCCGGGGUGACAUACUACCAGAAUUUAAUCAAAGAAUUGAAAGAUAACGGCAUCGAACCCCUGAUCACCAUAUACCACUGGGACUUGCCACAACCCUUGCAGGAUAUCGGGGGAUGGCCAAGUGAGUUCAUAGUAGAAGCUUUCGCUGAAUACGCAAGGCUAUGCUUCGAACUCUUUGGAGACAACGUGAAAUACUGGCUGACAUUUAAUGAACCAUACCAAAUUUGCAUAGGAGGUUACGGCCUAGGGUAUAAUGCUCCAGGAAUUAAAUUGACAGGAUUAGGAGACUAUAUGUGUGCCCACCACAUACUCCAGGCUCACGCUAAGGCUUGGCAUAUAUAUGACCAAGAAUUUAGGGCUACACAACAAGGACAAGUAUCAAUCACUAUUGAUACUAUGUGGUACGAACCUGCUUCUGACAGUGAAGAAGAUCUAGUUGCUGCUGAGAGAGCACUACAAUUCGACUUUGGAUGGUAUGCAAAUCCUAUCUAUAACAGCGACUACCCAGAAAUAAUGAAGACUCGCAUUGCAGAACGUAGUUUAGCUGAAGGUUUCAAACAGUCACGUCUUCCGGCAUUCACCGACGAAGAAAUUGCAUACAUCAGCGGCACUUUCGAUUACAUGGGUGUUAAUAUGUAUACUUCGAUGCUAGCAGCAGCCAAGGACGAAGUUCCAAUUGCGGAACCAAGUUACUUCUACGACUUAGGAAUUGAUGGCUAUCAGCCCGAUGACUGGGAAUCAGCUUCCAUAUCUACUUCCAAGAUAACUCCAUGGGGUAUAAGAAAAUUUUUAAAUUGGUUGAAAGAAACCUACAACAAUCCAGCAAUUAUAGUUACAGAAAAUGGUAUCCCUGAUAAUAGUUCCGUCAUAGAUGACGUUAAAAGAGUUCGUUUUUACAGGGAUUAUCUCAGCAAUGUAAGAAGUGCUAUAGAGGAUGGAGUGAAUGUAAUUGGCUACGCUGCAUGGAGUCUUAUGGAUAACUUCGAAUGGGGACUGGGUUACACACAAAAAUUCGGGCUCUACCAUGUAGACUUCGACAGCAUUAACAGGACGAGAACACCUAAAACUUCUGCAGCUUACUACAAGAAGGUUGCCGAGACUCAUUGUUUGGUAGACACUUGUGAGGAAUAGACAAAAGUUUAUAUUUUCAAUUAAAACUAAAACAUUGCCAUUGCCUUUUUUAUUAAAUAAUACAGAACUUCAAAAAUUUUAA
Messenger RNA from Anoplophora glabripennis (Asian longhorned beetle), 1600 nucleotides. RefSeq names its product myrosinase 1-like. The transcript is spliced from 9 exons. Gene Ontology annotation, biological process: carbohydrate metabolic process. Lineage: Eukaryota; Metazoa; Arthropoda; Insecta; Coleoptera; Cerambycidae. The record is from RefSeq and is a predicted model, not a curated record. Gene Ontology annotation, molecular function: beta-glucosidase activity. Bases 37 to 1518 code for a protein of 493 amino acids.